CUGUGCGUCACAGCGUCACAGGCCGGAGCGGCGACCUCGCCGCCGCCGAGAGCCGGCGCCAGGCGCCGCGAGGGGAAAAACUCGCUGCGUCAUGCCUUCCGCCCCCCCCCCGCACACCACACCACACCACACACCCCCCUUCACCCGCCGCACCGCCGAUUGGGCGGCGCCGCCGCAGCGCGGGCGGCGAUUGGCCGAGAGCGGCAGCUUGCGGGUAACUAGACGGCGUUCAAAGAGAGGGGGCGGGGCUGACGAGCGAGGGCGAGCGGGGACGGGGAUUGGGCGGAGGGAAGCCUGGCAGCGGCGCGUGCGCGCGGCCGCCUCGUCGGUCCGUUGCCCGCUCGCGGGCUCCAACGGCCGCCGCGCUCCUGAGGGGACAGCCGGCCGCCCUCCCGCCCACGGCGGCCGCCUCACAGGGAAGGCGGCUGCACGACGAGCCGGUCAGUCGGAUCCGGCGCUGCUCCUGAGUCGGUUCGUGUCCCGGAGGGCUGCGGGCAGUUGGCGGCGGCCGGCUUGCCCUGUCAGGGCGGUAGGCCCCGGGCCGCGCUCGCAACCUCUCUUGCUGGGCAAGGAAACGCACAGGGAAGCACAGGAAUCAGUCACGUGUUUUACAGUCCUGCUGGUUGAAAUAGAAUCCAUUUCUGCAGUGUCUCACAUCCUCAGGACAGAUAUAUACGCUAUUGAACAGGCUUUUCAGCAGAGUCACUGGGGAAGCUUACUGCCAUCUCCAUUUGCAGCAUGCUCCUGUCUGGGGAAAGAAAGGGAGCACCUGGAGCCAUUGCUGUGCUCUCAGAUCUAUAGGUACUGCUUGCUGCCUGUCCAAAGGAAAAAAAAUGUACAAGAACUUGAUUUUAAUGAUGUUUUAUUCAUUCUUUCCCAUGGCUGAGGCCUCUCACGAGCCAUGCAAA
Messenger RNA from Aquila chrysaetos chrysaetos, 908 nucleotides. RefSeq lists its product as uncharacterized. NCBI's taxonomy places the organism in Eukaryota, Metazoa, Chordata, Aves, Accipitriformes, Accipitridae. Bases 92 to 886 code for a protein of 264 amino acids. The record is from RefSeq and is a predicted model, not a curated record. The transcript is spliced from 2 exons.